Messenger RNA from Cydia strobilella, 2284 nucleotides. It is a transcript of the gene Muc91C, whose product is annotated as pro-resilin. Lineage: Eukaryota; Metazoa; Arthropoda; Insecta; Lepidoptera; Tortricidae. The coding region runs from base 108 to 1472 and encodes 454 amino acids. Gene Ontology annotation, biological process: positive regulation of transcription by RNA polymerase II. Gene Ontology annotation, cellular component: RNA polymerase II transcription regulator complex. The record is from RefSeq and is a predicted model, not a curated record. Gene Ontology annotation, molecular function: transcription coactivator activity. The transcript has 4 exons.
AUAGAGAGAUGCGCCUGCGUCUCGCGCAGUGCGUGCGUGCGCGCAGAAUUGACAGCCAAGUUUGAGCGGGUUUCGCUCUGUGACGCCGACGCCGUCCGCUCUUCAAGAUGGUGCAUAUAAAGACAAUCGUGUUCGCGGCGCUGCUGGUGGCCGUCGCAGCCAAGCCCCGCCGGAACCACUACAAGCGGGAAGCCCCUAUCCCUCUCCAUAUAGCGCCGCUGAGCUCAUCCUACCUGCCACCAUCGGGCGGCCGACCUUCUAGUAGCUACGGAGCCCCUGCGCCUUCGUCCAGUUAUGGGGCCCCUCCACCCUCAUCCAGCUAUGGCGCCCCUGCGCCGUCGUCAAGCUACGGAGCCCCGGCGCCAAGACCCUCAAGCACUUAUGGAGCCCCAGCACCUAGACCAUCGUCUAGCUAUGGCGCCCCUGCCCCAAGGCCGUCUAGCAGCUAUGGUGCCCCAGCACCUAGACCGUCGUCCAGUUAUGGUGCCCCCGCGCCAAGCAGGCCCUCGAGCAAUUACGGCGCCCCGCCUCCGUCUUCCAGCUAUGGCGCUCCCGCUCCAAAGCCCUCUAGCAGCUACGGAGCACCCGCCCCGUCUUCCAGCUAUGGCGCUCCCGCUCCAAAACCCUCUAGCAGCUACGGAGCACCCGCCCCGUCUUCCAGCUAUGGCGCUCCCGCUCCGCGCCCAUCUUCAAGCUACGGUGCGCCCGCGCGUCCUCCAGCGACCAGCUAUGGCGUUCCCACCGGUCCUUCCACGACCUACAACGCUCCAGCUCCUAGACCUUCCAGCAGCUAUGGAGCUCCCGCACCUAAACCUUCCAGCAGCUAUGGUGCUCCUGCCCCUUCUAGCUCCUAUGGAGCUCCAUCUCCUCCCUCAAGCUCUUACGGCGUUCCGGCUCAGCCCGCCUCAGUCCCGUCUAGCUCCUACGGCGCGCCUUCAAGCUCUUACGGCGCUCCAGCCCCGUCAUCGACGUACGGCGCUCCCGGCGGCAGCAGCGGUAGUAUCGGUGGAAGCAGUAGCUUCGGCGGCAGCAGUGGCAGCUUCGGCGGACAUGGAAGCAGUGGUGGAAGCGGUUUCGGCGGCACCGGCUUCGGAGGUGGCAGCGGUUUUGGAAGCAGCGGACCUUCUUCAAGCUAUGGCGCGCCUUCAGCACCUUCGUCCAGCUACGGGGCCCCGGCUCAGACCCCGUCUAGCAGCUAUGGAGCUCCAAGCUCUGGCGGAUUCUCUGGUGGACAUUCCAGCGGUGGUUUCUCGUCUAGCGGCUCAAGCGGCUUCUCAUCUAGCGGCAGCGGCUAUUCCUCAGGAGGCUCUGGAGGAUUCGGUGGUUCUUCUGGAGGCCACAGCUCAGGAGGCUACAGCUCAGGAGGUUCUGGUGGUUUCGGCGGUGGAUCUGGUGGUUAUUCUUCAGGCCCCGCCAGUGUACCUGAUACCAUCCAACAAAGCUACGACUCUAAUGGCGGCUACUCUUAUUAGGCGGCGUAAAUGUGCUGAUCAGUGCUGUGUGUGAUGCUAGGCGGUCAAGUGUUACCUGAUACUUUAAAGUAGCGGCAAACUUGAAAUAACUUGCUAGGAAUAUAGUACGAGUCAAGUCAGCAGGUGUAAACGGGUGAGGUAUUCAAAAUGCUCUUAUUUUCUUAGCAAAAAAUGUGCUCAGAUCAUUUCGAACACUUUUUCCUUUUACCGUAUUCUGCAAGUAUAGUUUUUGCCUGCGAACUAGGUCAAGAUUCUUUAUUUAUAAUACAUAAAAUUAGGUACAUCAAUGUCAAAAAAAACAACAGGCUUUAGAAAAAAUCUUAUGACAUUAAUAAUUAUCAACUUAAAUAUGUAAAUUACUUAAGUCUGCCAUUGAUAUAGAAAUAUUAAACAGGUAUCUAAUUAAUAAACCAGAAGGCUAGCAGAAUGACCAAAAUGUAUUUCAACUUCUUAUUAAUUUUGUAAAACGAGGGCAUUUGUUUUAAUUCUUCGGAGAUUUAAUGUAUAUGUCAUAUGCAAUUUAAGUUUAAUGUCAGCCUAAAGUCCGAUAUCAGAGAUUUUUCACUCGAUUGAAAUUGUAUAUUAAAAAACUUUGUUUUUAGUCCUGAGAUUUCCAACUUUAGGUUUAGGUUCAGGCCCUUCCACCGCCGUUCCGUGGCCGUGUCGUGUCGUGUCGGUCUCGUCUCGUUAUACUCACUGUGUAUGUAUCGUAGCAACGAAAAGUAUUAAUUAUUUAAUUUUAAUAAGCAAUUGUACAAAAUUUAGUUUAAGUACAAAAUAUUUUGUAAAAGUAAAGUUUUGUAAAUACCUAA